AUGGCGGGCGGGGGGGAGGAGGGCGCGGGGCCCGGGGCCGGGCCGGGGGCCGGGGGGGCCCCCUCGCCCCCCGCCGAGGACGGGGAGACGCGGCAGCGCUACGAGGAGCUGUGCGGCUGCCUCAACAUGGACGAGCGCGCGCGCGCCGAGGCCUGGCUCAGCUACCAGAGCAUGAAGCGCAACUACACGCUGGAGGGAAACGAUCUGCACUGGUUGGCGUGUGCCCUGUACGUGGCUUGCAGGAAAGCAGUUCCGACUGUGAGCAGAGGGACAGCUGAGGGGAAUUAUGUAUCUUUGACCAGGAUUUUGCGCUGUUCAGAACAAAGCUUGAUUGAGUUUUUUAACAAGAUGAAAAAGUGGGAAGACAUGGCAAAUCUACCCUCCCAAUUCAGAGAACGAACUGAGAGAUUGGAGAGAAACUUCACAGUUUCUGCAGUCAUUUUUAAGAAGUAUGAGCCCAUUUUCCAGGACAUUUUCAGAUAUCCUCAAGAGGAUCCACCUCGUCAACAGAGAGGAAGGAAACAGAGGCGACAGCCAUGUACUGUGACUGAAGUUUUCCAGUUUUGUUGGGUGCUGUUUGUUCAUGCAAAAGGUAAUUUCCCUAUGAUCAGUGAUGACUUGGUCAAUUCCUACCAUCUCUUGUUAUGUGCUUUGGAUCUAGUGUAUGGAAAUGCUCUCCAGUGUCCUAACCGAAAAGAACUCCUGAAUCCUAAUUUUAAAGGUCUCCCUGAAGACUUUCAUAGUAAGGAUUAUAAAGUAUCAUCUGAUCCUCCCUGCAUCAUUGAAAAACUGUGUUCAUUACAUUAUGGAUUAGUUUUAGAAGCAAAAGGCAUAAAGGAACAUUUUUGGAAGCCAUAUAUUCGUAAACUUUUUGACAAAAAGCUUUUAAAAGGAAAAGAGGAAAAUCUGACUGGAUUUCUAGAUCCUGGGAACUUUGGAGACAGCUUCAAAGCCAUCAACAAAGCCUACGAGGAGUAUGUCUUGUCAGUAGGAAACCUUGACGAGCGAAUCUUCCUUGGGGAGGAUGCGGAUGAAGAAAUUGGAACUCUCACAAGGUGCUUAAAUACAACUUCAGGAACAGAAACAGCUGAAAGAGUGCAAGUGAAGCAUAAUUUGCAGCAGCACUUUGACAAGUCCAAAUCCCUUAGGAUUACAACCCCACUCACUGGCCGCAAGUAUAUCAAAGAGAGCAGCCCCUAUGUGACACCCCUGUCCAUGGCAACCUACAGCCUGAGCCGCCUGCACACCAUGCUGGCAGGGCUGAAAAAUGCCCCCAGUGAAAAUCUGGAGCAAAUACUCAGGGCAUGUUCUAGAGAUCCAUCUCAAGCUAUUGCCAACAGAGUAAAAGACAUGCAUGAGGUGUACUGCCAGAGCCUGCAGGCUGAAGGAGAAUUCAGCAAUUUUUCCAAAGAUGUUGCUAGUAAGCAUUUUCGUCGUGCAGAGGUGCUGUAUUACAAGGUCUUGGAGUCAGUCAUUGAGCAAGAGAGGAGGAGACUGGGGGACAUGGACUUAUCCGCCAUCCUGGAGCAGGACGUGUUCCACCGGUCUCUGCUGGCUUGUUGCCUCGAGAUCAUCACCUUUACCUACAAGCCACCUGGAAACUUCCCAUGCAUCACGGAAAUAUUUGACAUUCCAGUUUAUCACUUUUAUAAGGUAAUUGAGGUUUUCAUCAGAGCAGAGGAUGGCCUUUGUCGGGAAGUAGUGAAGCACCUUAAUCAUAUUGAAGAACAGAUCUUGGAAAGUAUGGCAUGGAAACGGGAAUCCAUACUGUGGGACAGGAUCAAAGAGAAUGAAAACAAAGUUCCCAGUUGUGAAGAGGUGAUGCCACCUCAGUACUAUGAGAGAUCUGCUGGGAACAGUGUUGCAGGUUCUCCAUUGACACCACGACGAAUCAACGAGGUUCGUGCUGAAACUGGAGGACUUGGAAAAGGCCUUUCAUCCUCUCCAACUACCCUGUAUGACAGAUACAGUUCUCCUACAGCCAAUCCAACCAGGAGAAGACUGUUUGCUGAUAAUGAUUCCAGCUCUGACAACGGGACUCCCGUCAGGGUUUCCCAGCAGCCCGUGGUGAACACGGUGCCCGUGCAGAACGUGAACCCCGAGGCCGUGUCCGUGACUCCCGUGCCUGGCCAGACACUGGUCACAGUGGCAACUGCCACUGUCACAGCCAAUAACGGGCAAACUGUCACAAUACCAGUGCAAGGUAUUGCCAAUGAAAAUGGAGGAAUAACUUUCUUCCCAGUCCAAGUAAAUGUAGGAGCCCAGCCUCCAGCUGUCCCUGCUCCCAUCCAGCCGCUCAGUGCCCAGACCCUUGCUGGCACCCUCAACACCCAGAUGACUGGAGCAACCUUGCAGUUACCAGGCCAAUUAACUGUCCAGCAGAUCUCCCCUGGAGAGCAGAGACAAACCCAGCCAUUCCCCACUGCCACGUCCAGCAGGCCCCGGAAGAUGGGCUCACUUGGACUCUUCUUUAGAAAGGUGUAUCAUUUAGCCAGUGUUCGUCUGCGAGAUCUUUGUGUCAAACUCGACAUAUCUGAUGAGCUGCGGAAAAAGAUCUGGACAUGUUUUGAGUAUUCCUUGAUGCACUGCCCUGAAAUCAUGAUGGACAGACAUCUGGAUCAGCUGCUGAUGUGUGCCAUCUAUGUAAUGGCUAAGGUUACUAAGGAAGACAGAUCAUUUCAGAAUAUCAUGCGCUGCUACCGGACACAGCCACAAGCCAAGAGUCAUGUGUACAGGAGUGUCCUGAUCAAAGGCAGGAGGAAACGCCGACCCUCCGGCAGCAGCGACAGCAGCAGCCAGCAGAACUCACCUACAGCCAGGAGUAAAGAGAGAAACAAAGAAAGAAGCAGCAGGGACUCCAGCCCGGUGAUGCGCUCCAGCAGUACCCUGCCCGUGCCGCACCCCGGCAGCGCCCCCCCCACACCCACCCGCCUGACGGGCGCCAACAGCGACACCGAGGAGGAGGAGCGAGGGGACCUGAUACAAUUUUACAACAACAUCUACAUCGAGCAGAUUAAAGACUUUGCCCUCAAGUAUACUUCAAAUGCAGCCGACUCUCCUCCGCUCUCGCCCUACCCCUUUGUGAGGCUUGGCUCCCCACGCCGGAUACAGCUGUCCCAGAAUCACCCAGUCUACAUCUCACCACACAAACAAGAGUCCACUCUCUCUCCUCGAGAGAAAAUAUUCUAUUAUUUCAGCAGCAGCCCAUCAAAGAGGCUAAAGGAAAUUAACAGCAUGGUUAGAACUGGAGAAACUCCAACAAAGAAGAGAAGCAUUCUCCUAGAAGAUGGAACUGAAGCACCAGCUAAGCGGGUCUGUCAGGAGAAUCACACUGCGCUGUUGAGACGACUACAAGAUGUAGCCAAUGACAGAGGCUCUCACUGAGUCCAGUCCUGCACCACAGGUGUUCCUGCCCUGCUGCUCAGCACAGGACAUGGUGUCAUCAAGCCUGUGCAGGUGACCUUCAGCCAGGCUCUCCUCUUCCCACCUCACUGCCCUGGUCACGUCUCCUGCCAGACUGCACUGAGCGUCCGUACUUGUCCGGAAGGGGCAUGAGGAGAAUCCCCCGCAACGCCUGGGCCAGCGAGUAUAACGCUCCAAACCCAGCAACACAACCUCACCCCAUGGUUAAGCUAAUCAUAAGGCAAGUGAUCCCUCUACAGGCUUUGGCAAACAGCUAAAGAGCUUUUCAUUGCCUGCAGAAUGUGUCCCUGAUACAGCUUUCUGCCUUGCAGCAGGAAUUUAUAUCUGUUUGCUCUAACCAGUCCAGUUACGCCAUUUUUAUCAGUGCUUUACUAUUUUCACCUCUGGACUAGAAAGUUGUAUGUGGCUGCACCAAGAGAACUAUAUUCAGUGGUGUCUUGGUUUUUACAGUAAUGACCUCCACAACAAGUAUGAUUUACAAUUAAUAUUCUAGUGAAGUCCAGUUCUGCUCAGAAAGGGAAGAUGGGAGUCAUCUUUUUAAGCCCUGAAGGAAGCUAUCAGAAUGGAUCCUUCUCAUAUUCAGGAUGUUUUGUGUGCCCCUGAAAACCAUCACCUUGUUUUGCUUUAAUGUUUGGGCACAUUGCUGUAUAAAAGUAGGGAAUGUUUAUGCAUUGUUUGUAGCUGUGCAAUGUCUGAAAGUGAACUCAUGUUCAAAAGGUGGCACUUUUGAUAGGGCUGUGAAGCAUCAUUUUUAAGGCCAAUUAGUUUUGCUGUAUAUUUGCAAUGGCACUUUCUAAAUGUGAGUAUUUUUUUUCAAAGGCUGACUUCAGCUGUCCUUCUGUAUUGAAGCAAUUUGACUUUUGUAUUUAUUUUCAAAUUGACAUCCCAUAGCUCCCUGCUUCAGCAAAUGGCAUUAAGAACUUGUUUUCACUUGAUAUAUAUAUAUGCAAUAAUGAGGCAGGAAGUGAGGGAUGUUGAUUGUCAAGGAAUUUUGUAUGCUUGUAAUGUUUCCUCAGAUUGCUCUUCUUGAGAGUCAGGAACCAGCCACCUCACUUAGUAGAAGGAGGGUGGUGUCCAUCUCUUAAAACAUAUAUUGAGCUCUUCUGUUUCUUUUUAAAGGACAGGGUUUGGCGGGUGGGUAGGGAUGUUCUUAUUUUUUAAGUUGACUAAAUCAGGCUGCCUGGGAGAAACCUCUCCCCUGGUAACAGGGUAAGAAAGUGGUGCAUAUAUUAGACUGAAAGUUAUUUUCAUUUAAAAUAGUUCUAAAAUACCAGACUUGUUAGGAAAGCAUUAAACAUACUAACAACAGGUCCAGUACACCAAUGUACUCCUGUUCAGUGCCAUAGCUGGGGACAGGGGUGGUAUUCAUGUAAGAGGCAGCACACUUGGAGUUUAGAAGUUUUUAUAAGGAAGCAAAAGUUAAAAGCUCCAUGUUUUCAGUAAUUCCUGCUCCUCUGAAUAAUGGAAACAUUUAGGACUUAACUUUAAUUGAAUUUACAGUGGAAUUACAAAAAAAAAAGGAUCUUUCAUUCUUACCUGUGUAACAAAAAGGCUGAAGUUGAGAAAUUGUGUAAAAUGUUUCUGUAAAAAUAUUUAUGAACGUGUCAGACAAUUCUUGUUACUCUGUACCAUUUACCUUACUUUGUAUGAAAAUAUUGCAAGUGUAUUUUUCAAUAAAGAAUUUAUAAACUCA
Molecule: messenger RNA, 5116 nt
Organism: Apus apus (common swift)
Lineage: Eukaryota; Metazoa; Chordata; Aves; Apodiformes; Apodidae
Gene: RBL2
Product: RB transcriptional corepressor like 2
Exons: 22
Coding region: 1-3384 (1127 amino acids)
Biological process (GO): cell differentiation; negative regulation of G1/S transition of mitotic cell cycle; regulation of transcription by RNA polymerase II
Cellular component (GO): chromatin; nucleus; transcription regulator complex
Molecular function (GO): RNA polymerase II transcription regulatory region sequence-specific DNA binding
Source: RefSeq, a predicted model, not a curated record